UCUUUAAAAAGUAUAGAUGGAAUGGAUUCAAUAUUUCAAAUGAUAAUUUUUAAUUCACGGACAGGUCGAAACAUAGGAUUAUUAGCCUAUUUGGUUUUAUCACUCAAUGCAGAAACAAUAACUAAAGGCUGUGUUAUCAAUCGAAACGAGUGCUGCACGAAUUUUCACCAUCACAAUGGUGAAUGCAUUCCCUGCCCUACAGGUUCCUAUGGAGAUAAAUGUUCCACUACUUGUCCACCCCCGUUGUAUGGGGAGAACUGUGGUUUCCAGUGUAAAUGUAGUCUGGAUGAAGUGUGUAGUCCCCAUAUAGGGUGUGUCAAAAUAAGUACCGCAUCCACUUUUUCUACAAAAACCAAAGCUGGAAACUACACGACGUCCACUCAAAACUCCAUAAAACCGGAAACUGACGCUGCACCAAAAAACACCUCUUUAUCCUCUUCAGUGAGAGGCUGCGAACUUCGUUGGGAAGCAUAUGACGAUCCUUCCCUCUAGAUAUGACCAUCUCAGCAUAAUGGUUGAUGGCAACACAGAUGGAGAAAACUAAAUCUUCUGUCAAAACAGUUUCAUAAAAUCUGCAGUUCUCUGAAUAAACGGAUCCCAUAUCUGAAAGGAAAUUGCAAAUAAUUAUUAAUCAGUAUUGGCCACCAUACCUUAUUUGUCAGCAUUUAGAAAACUUGUCAUACCUUUUAAUUAGAAACAGAAUAAUGAUAUAAUGAUU
Messenger RNA from Ostrea edulis (European flat oyster), 718 nucleotides. Its product is annotated as cell death abnormality protein 1-like. The record is from RefSeq and is a predicted model, not a curated record. NCBI's taxonomy places the organism in Eukaryota, Metazoa, Mollusca, Bivalvia, Ostreida, Ostreidae. The transcript is spliced from 5 exons. Bases 22 to 492 code for a protein of 156 amino acids.